AUGACGCUGAUUACAGACAAGAUUAGUCAAAUUCUUUCAAAUCAAGCGGUACACAGGCUUGUAAAACCGGGGAACACCUUGACAGUAAUCACUCAGAGUAGUUGUUCAUUUCAGGUGCAUGGUGGGUUGGACUUCAAUGACCUCCUGCUCAGGAACACAGAUGAAACCAACAGCUGCCACAGCAACCAGCCGUGGACUAUCACAAUUCAUGACACCGUGAGCCCUGAAGGAAGUGCUGCGGAUGACUUCCUGGACGCUCUGCUGGGUGGGAGCAACUGCUCCUCAGCUCUGGCCUCCCCCCUAUGGUCACCCUGCACCACCGACAGUGGCAUCAACGAGGACCCCGCGACAGAUCCCGCAGAGAGCCCUCACCCAUGCUCCUGCACAGAUUUUCCAGCCUUUGACACGCCGGUUUUCCCUCAGACUCCAUCUCUGGAGAGUCAGCUACCAGCAAAUGAAAAAACAGCUGAUGUUUCCAUCGAUCUAAGUUGGGAGUCCAAUGACUGCCAGGAGGAGUUUGGAAUUGCAUACUACCUCACUAUGAACCAAAGCUCCGCGAUGUCGUCCAGUCAGACGCUCACAGUGAAGGACCUGCUGUUGUCAAACGUGGGACAGAACGCACAAGGAAUCCCCCAGCAUUCCCUGCAGGAACUUGUACUUAAUGAGGAUGAGAAGACGCUUCUGGCUAAGGAAGGGGUGAACUUGCCCAGCAAACUGCCCCUGUCCAAGUUUGAAGAGAGGGUUUUGAAGAAGAUCCGGCGGAAAAUCCGCAACAAGCGCUCGGCUCAAGAAAGUCGGAAGAAGAAGAGGGACUAUGUUGAUAGUCUGGAGGGAAGGAUGUCUGCAUGUGGUGCUCACAACCUCGAACUGCAGAGAAAGAUCCAGCAGUUGGAGGAGACCAACAAUGUCCUGCUGGAGCAGCUAAACCGGCUACAGGCUCUCCUCCCUAACAGCUCCAGCAAAACAACACACAAAGGGACCUGCAUCCUGGUUUUGUUCCUCUCCCUCUCUCUGCUCAUUUCCUCAAAUCUCCAGCCAGACCCUUACAGCCAACUCAGCCAGAAAGAGUACGCAGAGAGCAAAGUGCCGUCCCGCUCCCUGCAAUCGCUGGAUGAAGUGCGAGGUGUCCCUCCUCCUCCUCCUAUCUUUUCCAUCUCCAGGGGCUUUGAGGCCUUUUGCAGUCUGACGGAGAAGCUCUGGCCCAGGACAGGUUUCCCCAAUGGUGACUCCCAAUCCUCUCACCACCAGGAUCACAGGAACCGGGACACUCACUGAUCCCCUCAGGAGCCCCAGGAGGAACGAUAGAAGCAAAGGCGUGCAGGCUCGCUUGCAGGCGCAGCAUCCAAAUUAGCAAUUUUAUUGCUUUUCAGCAUCUGCUUCCCACUGCAGAGACAGAGUGAAGUGUCACGGUGUGUGUUUGCCAUCUGCUAUAACACACAAACGGCUAGCUAAACGAUUUUUCUUACUGAAAUUCACUCACUCAGAUGGAGGUCGUUGAGGAGGUCGUCCACACAGACACUUUCUUUGGAAGAACGAAGCCUCAAGCACCUGGUGGACCAUGUAUUUUAUUGCUGAUGUACUUCUGCAUGAUGAAGGCAUGCACAGUGCG
This is a messenger RNA of Seriola aureovittata, 1609 nucleotides long. RefSeq names its product cyclic AMP-responsive element-binding protein 3-like protein 3-B. Gene Ontology annotation, biological process: regulation of transcription by RNA polymerase II. Lineage: Eukaryota; Metazoa; Chordata; Actinopteri; Carangiformes; Carangidae. The record is from RefSeq and is a predicted model, not a curated record. The transcript is spliced from 10 exons. The coding region runs from base 1 to 1275 and encodes 424 amino acids. Gene Ontology annotation, molecular function: DNA-binding transcription factor activity, RNA polymerase II-specific; RNA polymerase II cis-regulatory region sequence-specific DNA binding. Gene Ontology annotation, cellular component: nucleus.